AUGGGGUGUGCACCAUCACAAAGUGAAAUAAUACAGCACCUUGCAAAAAAUACUUUUAAACCUCUAAAGAAAGCCAAGGCCCGGUCAUCUGUGGACAGAACGCCUGCUAAAAGCCAACCCACCUCGAUCAGUGGAGGUUCGGGAAUCUCUGACAGUGAAUCGAACCGUUCCGAGGAUGUGCCAGAGGAUACCAGAGCUUCCAGGAAUAAAGUUUCACACCAAGAGGGGAGGGGCCGAUGCCAGAAGGUGCCUGCAUCGGAGGUGCCCGCAGUCCAGUCUGUAGUUUACAAAGAAACCAAUGGAGAAAAACAGGCAACUAGCACCAAGGUGCAAAUAUUGGAGGUUGUCGGUUCACAUGUAUGUGCUUCCCAGGACAUGCAUGUUGAGAAAAACCACAAAGACUGCGAUCAGUCCAACGACAGCAACACAGCGCAGCAAACCAAGAGAAACAAGAAAAAGGGUCGUCAUGCUGUCAAGCGAACAAAGAGCGGCAAGUUGAGGUCAAGAAGCCAAACUAGAGGCGAAGAUGAAAAAGUAAACUUUCCCACAUCGAUGGUUGAAGCCCAUCAUGCAGCGUAUGCUUAUCUCAAUCCUACCCUUUCCAAGUACGAUGCCAUCCUGAGUCUAACUGAUCAGGCCACACAAACUCAGCUGACGUUUCAACAGAUGAUGAGUUUCCUGACCCUGCGCUUUGAGGAAAUCAACCAAAUGCUAGAAGAAAUAGCUGCUGAAGGAGAGAAGCUGGUCAGAGACAUUGGCCCUCAUCUCACAUGGUCUGCUGGGAAAGGAGAACUGAAAGAGCAGCCCGACCUCUUGCAACAGUUGUUGCUUUACACCGUCAACAAGAUGCAGACGACCAAUGAAAUAGUGACCUCCUUGACUACCACGGUCCUGCAGGAAACCAGCGACUACCUGCAAAGUGCUACAAACAUUUUUCAAAAGAGGCUGAUGGCGAAACAGCAUGUGGAUGAGAGGCUGCAGCAAUUGAUUUAUCAACUGGGGGCUUGCACGCUGCAAAAGGCCCACACCGAACCCAGAGACACGGCCCUUUAUUCUGUGGACAGUGGCAUUUGUGUAGAUACAGAUUCCACAAAGGAAUGUUGCACACUGAAGGAACACUGUAAAUGUAACAAGAGAACUAGCUGCGAUUCCAGCGCUCACCUUUCGUGCAAGGGCUCCAUUCCACAUUCUUCUUCCACGAACCCAGCACAAACGUCGUCCUGCUCCUCAAAUUCUCAACACUGUGCAGUGGAUCAUCAUUGCAAAGGAUCAUCUUGUUCACCUCCCGAGAAGACAGCUUCCUGCUCCCGUCUCUGUGGAUCAACAUCCAGUGCUUUAUUGAGGCAGAACAGGUCCCUGGAGUCGUUCACCAGCGUUGAAUGCGACGCCUUGGCUCACGGGGAAUCGCUAGACUUUUGUUCGCUGGGCGAAGAUGGGGAAGAAAGCGAAUCGGACUCCAGCUCCCCCGGCAGCCCGCAGAGGCCUUGGUCGUCGCCUGCACAAACAACAGUGGCGCGGCCCACCCUGAAAAGGAUAGAGAAGCCAGAGAAUGAGGAAAUGACCAUCAAGAUCAGAGACGCCAUCAGCCACAGAAUCCAGUUCGUGCCCACCCCCUCGGCCUCGCAGGUGUGGUCGGACGAUGAGGGCAGAGCGUUGCCGGCGAGGCCCAGCAGUGCGGGGUGCCUGAGGAAAGACGGGCCGAGGAAGCGCCGCUCCAGGUCGGCCGAGUCGCUGCGCAGCAAGGCCGAGGAUGCCACCCUGCUGGAGCUGCAGAGGACGCAGCAGGUGCUGGGCCGGAGGCUGGACAAGAUGCAGCGGCCCGAGGGUGGGCCCGCUCGCCGCGAGGCAGCGGGGAAUAUAGCUGGCCCCCGCCUUACGGACAGUCCUGACCACACCCAGACCCGCGUUACGGACAGUCCUGACCACACCCAGACCCGCGUUACGGACAGUCCCCGCGUUACGGACAGUCCUGACCACACCCAGACCCGCGUUACGGACAGUCCUGCCCACACCCAGACCCGCGUUACCGGCAGUCCCCGCGUUACGGGCAGUCGGGACCGCGUCAGCCCCCGCCUUACGGACAGUCCUGACCACAUCCAGACCUGCGUUACGGACAGUCCCCGCAUUACGGACAGUCCUGACCACACCCAGACCCGCGUUACGGGCAGUCCCCGCGUUACGGGCAGUCGGGACCGCGUCAGCCCCCGCCUUACGGACAGUCCUGACCACACCCAGACCCGCGUUACGGGCAGUCCCCGCGUUACGGGCAGUCGGGACCGCGUCAGUCCCCGCGUUACGGACAGUCCUGACCACACCCAGACCCGCGUUACGGGCAGUCCCCGCGUUGCGGGCAGUCGGGACCGCGUCAGUCCCCGCGUUACGGGCAGUCGGGACCGCGUCAGUCCCCGCGUUGCGGACAGUCGGGACCGCGUCAGUCCCCGCGUUACGGGUAGUCCGGCCCCAAGCGUCGCCAACACCAAGCUGAGGGCCUCCCUACACCGGGGCUUCAACGUGCUACCCAGCCCGGAGAGGGGAGCCGGCGGCUCGGUGCAGGGGCUCAUCGGCAGCUUCAGCGCCGCCGGAUCCCCGCCGCCGCCGCCUCCUCCAACCUCCCGCCGGCCCAGCGCACCCACCUUGCCCUCGGCGCCGCCUGUUGCUCGCAAGAAGCAGCGGGCCAGCAGCGCCCCGGCCGCCGCCGCCGCUGGAGGUGGUGCCAGUGCCGCCGCCCUCCCCGGGGCCGGGCCGUCGCUGCCAACGGCCGCCGACACCUUCCCGCCGCCUCCCACGGCCCUCGAGCUGUCCGGCGCCUUGGCGCCCGCGCCCUGCUGCACAUGCGCGGUCACGGCAGCGAGGGUCGGGCGCGCAGGCGCGGUCGCGGACGCCGGCUCCCGCUCCCCGCAGGGCGCAUGCGCGUCAACGGACGCCGCCGGCACGUGCGCGGCGACUGACGGCGCAGGCGCGUCGGGCCCCGUUGCCAUGGCGACGGUGACGCGCCGACUGAUGACGCGCCUGGAGCCGGCGGCCCUGCUGCCCAGCAGACUCGGCCCCAGCCCCAGCCCCGGCCCCCAGUCCCAGGCCCGCUCCCUGUCCCAGACCCAGACCCAGACCCAGACCCGCCCGGCCGGGGCGGCGGAGCCUCAGCACCGCUCCAAGGCCCCGGGCCCGCUCCACCACUGGCAGCCCUACAAAAUCAUCAACCUGCGCUACGCCGGAGACUGCCCGCCCACUGUGGCCUCCUCCCCUCCUCCUCCUCCUCCUCCUCCUCCCCCAGACCGCAGGGGAGGGGACGCGGGUGGAGCAUGGACUGCCUUCACCCCGGCCGGACGCACAGUGCCCUCGCCUCCCCUGAAGAGACCGCCACUGCCCACCAACUCAACCCAGCCAUAUGUCCAGUUCACCCAUCCAUCCAUUGGCUUAACCCCACCCUCUGUCAGCUCCGCCCAGCUAUCCGACGACUCACCUCAUCAAUCUGUCGACUCAGCGAGUGCAUCCGUGAGCUCAGCCCACCCUGCUGUCAACCCGAUCCAAGGAUCUGACAACCUCACCCACCAAUCUGACAACCUAGCCUGCCAGCCUCUCAACUCGAUCCAGCAAGCAGACCGCUCGAUUGUCAGCAGCCCUUCGAUCGUCAAGGAAAUGUCCCCAAUAAAGCUUGUAUCUCAAGCGCAUUCAUUGGGUAGGAAGCCCGCCAGUCUGCCUUCUCAACUGAGGUCGUCUUUUCAAGCAAUCGGACUCCCGCCUCCCUUACCUACUGGCAGUGAGAAAAGAUUUGCAAGCCCACCUUUGCCGCCUAAAUCCCUAUUCCGACCUAUUGGCUAUACAACACCAUCCCCUUCUGCUGGGAGGAGGUGUCCAGAAGCAGCCCGGGAAGCCAAGCCCUUGCCUCACGUUCACACCAACAGACAUCCAAGCCCACCAAGAGUUAGUAAGCAGCAGACUCCGCCGGCCAGCCCGACAAGAUCCUGUCCACUCACGGUAAAGAAGCUGCCUAGUCCUCCGGCCCAUCGGAAGCUUCCAAGUCCACCGACACAGCAGAAGCAGACCAGCCCGUUCCUGCACCGUAAGCUGCCAACCCCACCAACCAGCUCCAGGCAAUCAGGCUCAGCUUCAUGUACCAGCAACUCUUCUCCGCCCAUCUCACCGGUAUUGUUCCGGAAAGGGUCCAAUGACCAGUCUGAGGAUGACUUAGACUCUCGGAGGUCUGGGAGAAAUGGAUCCAAUGCUUCAUCCAUAUUCUGUCAAUUGUCUAACUCAAUUUUCGAGGCUAAGCCAUCUUCUUUGAACAGUUUCGGCGCAGCAGACACAAGUGGCCAAUUGCCAAACGUCCUUCCGGGAGAUGGUAGCCCGAUGAUGUCAAGAGCAGCGUGGAGGAACAAUUUUAUGCUCAAAAAGCCCGGAGAUCGGCAGAGAAGGUUGACCCUGAGUGGUGUCCACCCCCAGCCUUUUGUUAAGAGGAAUUAUCUAUUCGAUAGUAAACCUGGGACCCAGAAUAGACGGUGUGUAUCAACUACUGCUGGAAGUGAACCAGCACUACACAGCAUUGGUUUAGAUGGAAGUCCUGAGAGUGAGGGCGAUCCGUGGACGGGAUAUUACCUUUCCGAUCUGAGAAGCCCCAACCGGUCGGUCUCCCACCCAGAACUCUGCGUCGUUGGCCAGAGGCUCCAGUGA
Messenger RNA from Amblyraja radiata (thorny skate), 4668 nucleotides. RefSeq names its product photoreceptor cilium actin regulator. The coding region runs from base 1 to 4668 and encodes 1555 amino acids. The record is from RefSeq and is a predicted model, not a curated record. The transcript is spliced from 4 exons. Lineage: Eukaryota; Metazoa; Chordata; Chondrichthyes; Rajiformes; Rajidae.